UUGCCAGCAAUCCUGCUUUGAUUGUAAAGGGUUUACAGCUUUAUGUUUGAAUAGCUAAAACAUCUGUUCAGUGACAUUGUGAAAUCCUCAUGUUCAGAACCCCUGAUAAGGGGGACUGCUGAGCGAUUGGCUCAUAGAGGCUCUACAGGCAGCGAGGGCUGUACGUACAGUGGUCACCGCUUGCCUUCCCUCCUCCUGGCCAGAGGAAAACAUAGGAGACAGCUACAGUUUUACACAUGAUUUUCCUUUGAGAGGGAGAGAGCAGGAAGUGCCUAGGAAAUGGUUCAUGACAGAAACCUGGAGUUUUAAAUAGGAGAGUGGAGGAGGAGAGCUCAUGGGCACAUUUUGUGAACAGUUGAAACACUGACACCACAGCAGCAGGGGAAAACCAGACUUCUGCGAGAGCAAGCACGCCACAAGCUACCCUGAUGGAAGGAGAGACGGCACCCGAGGCCAGGAGAGGAGCCAGCAAAGCCACACGGAUCGCCCUCGGUGUCUUUGUGAGCGGCACUGUUGUGCUUGGCACUGCGCUUUUCUUGGUUAGCCAAGGUCUUAUAAAGUUUCAUCGGAAGCAACAGUACUGUUUGACUGCAGAAUGCAUUGAAGCUGCUGCUGGCAUCCUGAGCAAGAUAAAUCAAUCUGUAGAUCCGUGUGAGAACUUCUAUCGAUUUGCAUGUGAUGGCUGGAUAUAUAAUAACCCUAUUCCUGAAGAUAUGUCAAACUAUGGUGUUUAUCCUUGGCUGCGACACAAUGUGGACCUCAAACUAAAGGCAUUACUUGAGAAACCCAUCAGCAAAAGGCGAGACAGCGAAGCUGUGCAGAAGGCCAAGAUCCUUUAUGCAUCCUGCAUGAAUGAGAAUAAAAUUGAAAAAGCCGAUGUGAAGCCCCUGUUAAGCAUCCUGAGGCAUUCACCCUUCCGCUGGCCUGUGCUGGAAUCCAAUAUUGGGCCUGAAGGACUGUGGUCAGAAAGGAGGUUUAGUUUAGUCCAAGCCUUGGCAACUCUUCGUGGCCAAUACAGUAACUCUGUUUUCAUCCGUUUAUAUGUGGCUGCUGAUGACAAAAUCUCCAAUCGGUAUAUCCUGAAGAUUGACCAAGCAAGCCUCUCUCUGGCAUCUAGAGAGGAUUACCUAGAAAACACUACAGAAGCCAAAUCUUACCGAGAUGCCUUUUUGCAGUUCAUGGUUGAUACAGCAGUGCUUCUGGGUGCAAAUGCUUCACGAGCUGAAUCUGAUAUGAAAUCAGUUCUAAAACUGGAAGUUAAAAUAGCAGAGAUCAUGAUUCCAUAUGAAAAUCGAACGAGUGAAGUGAUGUACAAUAAAAUGAACAUAUCGGACCUUAGUGCCAUGAUUCCACAGUUUGACUGGCUGGGAUACAUCAAGAAGGUGAUUGACACCAAACUCUAUCCUGAGCUUAAAGAUAUAGGUCCUUCAGAAAAUGUGAUUGUCCGUGUUCCCCAGUACUUCAAAGACUUAUUCAGGAUACUAGAAAAUGAAAGGAAAAAGACUCUUGCCAACUACCUGGUGUGGAGGAUGGUUUAUGCAAGGUUAUUUAACCUCAGCAGACGUUUCCAGUAUCGGUGGCUGGAAUUUUCUCGGGUGAUCCAUGGGACCACAACUUUGCUGCCUCAGUGGGAUAAAUGUGUGGACCUUGUUGAAAAUGCACUCCCCUACGUUGUGGGCAAGAUGUUUGUGAAUGCCCAUUUUCAAGAAGACAAGAAAGAGAUGAUGGAGGAGUUGACAGAAGGAAUUCGCUGGGCUUUUAUUGACAUGUUGGAAAAGGAAAAUGACUGGAUGGACUCUGAAACAAAACGAAGAGCUCAUGAGAAGGCAAAAGCAGUUAUGGCAAAAGUUGGUUACCCUCAGUUUAUAAUGAAUGACACAUAUAUUAAUGAAGACAUCAAAACACUGAAGUUCACAGAAAGCGACUAUUUUGGCAAUGUAUUGCAAACUCGCAAAUACGCAGCCCAGUCUGAUUUCUACUGGCUUAGAAAAGAAGUUCCAAAAACAGAGUGGUUUACAAGCCCAACUACUGUAAAUGCUUUUUAUAGUGCAUCUACCAACCAGAUCAGGUUCCCAGCAGGAGAACUACAAAAACCUUUCUUUUGGGGAACAGAAUAUCCCAGGUCAUUAAGUUAUGGUGCCAUAGGAGUAAUUGUUGGCCAUGAGUUUACUCAUGGAUUUGAUAGCAAUGGUCGGAAAUACGACAAAAAUGGAAACUUAGACCCUUGGUGGACAACUAACUCUGAAGAAAAAUUUAAAGAGAAAACGAAGUGCAUGAUUGAUCAAUACAACAAUUACUACUGGAAGAGAGCUGGCUUAUAUGUGAAAGGGAAGAGGACUUUGGCAGAAAACAUUGCAGAUAAUGGAGGCUUGCGAGAAGCUUUCAGGGCAUACAGGAAAUGGAUUACAGAAAAGAGGGGAGGAGAAGAAGAGCCUUUGCUGCCAGGCCUUGAGUUCACACACAACCAGCUUUUCUUUCUGAGUUAUGCCCAUGUAAGAUGCAACUCCUUUAGACCGGAAUCUGCGAGGGAGCAAAUAUAUACUGGAGCUCACAGCCCUCCACAGUUCAGAGUUAUCGGAGCCAUGAGCAACUUUGAAGAGUUCCGUAAAGCUUUCAAUUGCCCGAGGAAUACGACGAUGAACCGAGGGGCAGAAUCCUGCCGGUUGUGGUAGAUGUCCCUGCCAGUCUUCUGUCAAGAGGAGUCUGCAAUGUGCAAUGUGAACUGCUGAGCUCAAGCCCUCUGCUAGAGUUUCAGAAUUAUGUUCUUGAGAGGUGUUACUUCAAAUGCAUCUUCCUUAUCCAUGUUGAUGACCAUCAUGAAUCUAAUCAUCCCUACUUAGAGCCUAGAAACACUCCAAAUAGAAGAGGUUUCCUUUAAUGAUAAUAAUAAAAAGCAACUCCUUUUAUCCAUAAAACUA
Messenger RNA from Empidonax traillii (willow flycatcher), 2918 nucleotides. It is a transcript of the gene PHEX, whose product is annotated as phosphate regulating endopeptidase homolog X-linked. Gene Ontology annotation, cellular component: plasma membrane. Gene Ontology annotation, molecular function: metalloendopeptidase activity. The record is from RefSeq and is a predicted model, not a curated record. Lineage: Eukaryota; Metazoa; Chordata; Aves; Passeriformes; Tyrannidae. The transcript is spliced from 22 exons. The coding region runs from base 429 to 2672 and encodes 747 amino acids. Gene Ontology annotation, biological process: protein processing.